Acanthosepion pharaonis is the source of this 867-nucleotide messenger RNA. NCBI's taxonomy places the organism in Eukaryota, Metazoa, Mollusca, Cephalopoda, Sepiida, Sepiidae. The record is from the annotation of a GenBank genome assembly.
AUGCCUUCUCCUCUUAUUUUUCCAAGGAAUAUCUACAAGACAACAGGGUUUGAAGUUUUCUUUCUUUUAAUGGAUUGCUUUCACCGUACCUUAGGAGCUCCAUCUGUCCCAACAUGUUUAUAUUCACACUUCUAUCUAUCUAUCUAUCUAUCUAUCUAUCUAUCUUCUUUUCCACAUUUUUAUUCACAUUCAGUUAAAAUCUAUCUAUCUAUCUAUCUAUCUAUCUAUCUAUCUAUCUAUCUAUCUAUCUAUCUAUCUAUCUAUCUAUCUACGUUUGAUCUCAUCUACCAAUCUGUGUGUCUGUCUCAGUCUGUUCAUCUAUCUAUCUAUCUAUCUAUCUAUCUAUCUAUCUAUCUAUCUAUCUAUCUAUCUAUCUCAAUGCAUUUAUCUAUUCAUAUCUAUCUAUAUCAGCACAUUCAGUUAAUAUCCUUCUAUCUAUCUAUCUAUCUAUCUAUCUAUCUAUCUAUCUAUCUAUCUAUCUAUCUAUCUAUCUAUCUAUCUAUUUGUUCAUGUCUACCUAAUGCUUCGUCUGUCUGUAUUCAUAUCUAUCUAUAUCAGUGCAUUCAGUUAAUAUCUAUCUAUCUAUCUAUCUAUCUUUCUAUCUAUCUAUCUAUCAUAAAUUCAGACAUAAACUAUUUAUGUCAUCAAAUUAAUUAUCUCCCUCCUUCUCUCUCUUUCUCUAUCUCUCUCUAUAUCUAUCUAUCUCAGUCCCUUCAUAUCUAUCUAUCUAUCUAUAUAUCUAUCUAUCUAUCUAUCUAUCUAUCUAAAUUCAUUACCUCUCUCUCUAUCAAUCUGUUUUAUACACAUUAUGACCUACUAUCUUUCAUGAAGGAAGUGAGUCUAUUCUCCAAUUAUAACAUAAUAUAA